AGUCACUAUCAAGAGGUUUCUCUCCCCAAAGCAAAUUUUCGGGGGUUUUAGGGUUUUUUUCUUAGGUAUAGCAUUCUUAAAUCUUUCCUGGCUCUGCAGGUCCAUAAUGGAGUCAGUAGUAAGUGAGGUUGUUCUCUCAGGUUAUAUUUUCUCCUUCCUGAUUGGGUUUCCUGCCAACAUCCUGGCACUCUACGCUUUCAGUAUGAAGAUCCACCACAAGCCUCUUCCAGUAGACAUCCUGCUUCUCAACCUGACCAUCUCUGACCUGCUCUUCUUGAUCACCCUUCCUCUCAAGAUGCAUGAAGCAGUGUCAAGCAUGAAAUGGACUCUAUCCAACUUCAUGUGCGCCAUAACCUCCUUCAUCUUUUUCUCCGCAAUCUACACCAGCUCCCUGCUACUGAUGUCAGUAAGUGUGGUGCGCUAUAUAGGAGCGGCGUUCCCUAUCACCUAUCAACAGCUGCAAAAACCUGUGUAUGCGGCUGUUAUCAGUGCUGUGAUCUGGCUGAUCUCAGCAGGGCAUUGCAGCAUCACUUUCAUCAUCCAGCACCACCCAUCUCUUUCCAACACAAACUCCAGUGUGUGCUACGAAGACUUCACUGAGAAGCAGUUGGAGAUCCUCCUCCCAGUGCGUUUGGAGUUUUUCUUUGUGCUCUGCUUUGUGCCUCUUCUGAUUUCUAUUUACUGUUACUUACACUUGGUUUUGAUUCUGAACAGCCAUCCCAAAAUAUCCAAGGCACAAAGAAACAGAGCAAUUGGCAUGGCUUUGGGUACUCUUGCUGUGUUCCUUUUUUGUGUUCUGCCAUUUAAUUUGACUCAUUUAGUGGGUUACUUUAAGAGGGAAAGCCCAGAGUGGAGGUACUACACCUUGCUGCUUAGCUCCUUCAACACCUGUAUCGAUCCCAUCAUCUUCUAUUUUUCUUCCUCCAUCUUCCACUGCACGAGCAAAAAAUAAUUUCAGGAGGCAUUGGCAUGACGCUGCACAGCUGGACAGACAGCUUACCAGCUCUAAUCAAGAGUGAAAAAGACUUUUAAUAUUACCAUAGAGAAAUAAAUGUUAUUGAUUAUUCAACC
Melanotaenia boesemani (Boeseman's rainbowfish) is the source of this 1071-nucleotide messenger RNA. Its product is annotated as free fatty acid receptor 2-like. The transcript is spliced from 2 exons. The record is from RefSeq and is a predicted model, not a curated record. Lineage: Eukaryota; Metazoa; Chordata; Actinopteri; Atheriniformes; Melanotaeniidae. Gene Ontology annotation, molecular function: G protein-coupled receptor activity. Gene Ontology annotation, biological process: G protein-coupled receptor signaling pathway; cellular response to fatty acid. Bases 107 to 952 code for a protein of 281 amino acids. Gene Ontology annotation, cellular component: plasma membrane.